Messenger RNA from Lodderomyces orthopsilosis Co 90-125, 1419 nucleotides. It is a transcript of the gene UGA1, whose product is annotated as 4-aminobutyrate transaminase. Gene Ontology annotation, biological process: GABA catabolic process. NCBI's taxonomy places the organism in Eukaryota, Fungi, Ascomycota, Pichiomycetes, Serinales, Debaryomycetaceae. The record is from RefSeq and is a predicted model, not a curated record. The coding region runs from base 1 to 1419 and encodes 472 amino acids. Gene Ontology annotation, molecular function: pyridoxal phosphate binding. The transcript has a single exon. Gene Ontology annotation, cellular component: mitochondrion.
AUGACAGUCCAAUCAAUUUCUGCUCAGUACUUCCCAGAAGAGCCAAAAGCACCUGUUGUCAAAUCCACCAAAGGCAGCAGCUCUAAACAAGCAAUUGAAACUUUGGGAAAAGUGUUUGAUGCCCGUGGUGCUUACUUUGUUGCUGACUAUGGUAAAUCACAGGGUAAUUAUAUUGCUGAUGUUGAUGGGAACUUGUACUUGGACGUUUAUGCUCAAAUCGCUUCCAUUCCAUUGGGUUACAACAACCCUGCGUUGAUUGAAGUUGCAAAAUCAGACAAAAUGAUUAGAGCUAUUGUUGAUAGGCCAGCUUUAGGAAACUUUCCAGGUAAUGAUUUAGAUGAAAUUGUUUCAGAUAUUUUGAAGGUGGCACCAAAGGGGCAAGAUAAAUUAUGGUCUGGAUUGUCAGGUGCUGAUGCUAAUGAAUUGGCUUUCAAGGCUACCUUUUUCUGGUACCAAGCUCAAAAGAGAGGCUAUCAUAGUGACUUUUCACCAGAAGAAGUCGAAUCAGUGAUGCAUAAUCAAGCUCCAGGUGCUCCAGAAUUGGCUAUUCUUUCAUUUGAACGUGCAUUCCACGGUAGAUUGUUUGCAUCUGGUUCCACCACGUGUUCGAAACCAAUCCACAAGUUGGACUUACCAGCUUUCAAAUGGCCAAAAGCUCAAUUCCCAUCAUACAAAUAUCCUUUGGAGGAUAAUGUUGAAGCCAACAAAAAGGAAGAUAAAAGAUGCUUACUGAUUGUUUCUGACCUAUUCAAAACGUGGUCUGUUCCAAUUGCUGGUGUGUUGGUUGAGCCAAUCCAAUCAGAAGGUGGUGACAACCAUGCAUCUGCUGAGUUCUUCCAGAGUUUGAGAGAUAUCACAUUGAAGCAUGGUGCAUUGUUAAUCAUGGAUGAGGUUCAAACUGGUGUAGGCGCCACUGGUGUCAUGUGGGCUCAUGAAAGAUUCAACUUGCAACCACCACCAGAUCUUGUUACUUUUUCAAAAAAGUUCCAAUCUGCUGGUUACUUUUACCAUGACCCAGAAAUUACUCCAAACUUGGCUUACAGACAAUUCAAUACUUGGUGUGGGGACCCAGCUAGAAUGACCUUGGCUGGUGCAAUUGGUAAGGAAAUUGUUAAGCACGAUUUGACUACAAGAGCAUCGGAGGUUGGAGACUACUUGUACAAGAAGUUGGAAAAAUUGCAAGAAAAAUACCCAAAACACUUGCGUGACUUGAGAGGUAAGGACAGAGCUACAUUCAUUGCAUGGUCCUUGGAAAAUGGUGCAGCUAGAAACAAAUUCUUGAGUGACAUGAAGGAGGUUGGUGUCAACAUUGGGGGAUGUGCUGAAGAUUCGGUUAGAUUGAGACCAACAUUGGUAUUUGAAGAGAAACAUGCUGAUAUCUUGAUAGACGCUAUUGAGAAAGUCUUGUCAAAGUAUUAA